AUGCAGACGGCGGGGCGAGCGCUGAGGAUGGAGGCCGCAGAGGCAGCACCGCCGGCGGGGGCGGGCGGCUGGGGCAAGUGGGUGCGGCUCAACGUGGGGGGCACGGUGUUCCUCACCACCCGGCAGACGCUGUGCCGGGAGCAGAAGUCCUUCCUCAGCCGCCUGUGCCGGGGGGAGGAGCUGCAGUCGGACCGGGAUGAGACCGGGGCCUACCUCAUUGACCGUGACCCCACCUACUUCGGGCCCAUCCUGAACUUCCUCCGUCACGGCAAGCUGGUGUUGGACAAGGACAUGGCUGAGGAGGGGGUCCUGGAGGAGGCGGAGUUCUACAACAUCGGCCCGCUGAUCCGCAUCAUCAAAGACCGGAUGGAGGAGAAGGACUAUACCGUCACGCAGGUCCCGCCUAAGCACGUGUACCGCGUGCUACAGUGCCAGGAGGAGGAGCUCACGCAGAUGGUCUCCACUAUGUCCGACGGCUGGCGCUUCGAGCAGCUGGUGAACAUCGGCUCCUCCUAUAACUACGGCAGCGAGGACCAGGCCGAGUUCCUGUGCGUCGUGUCCAAGGAGCUGUACAGCUCCCCGCACGGGCUGAGCUCCGAGUCCAGCCGCAAGACCAAGAGCACGGAGGAGCAGCGGGAGGAGCAGCGGCAGGAGGAGGAGGUGCAGGUGCAGGUGGAGGCAGCCCGGUCAUCUCAGGAUCCCGCUAACCCUUCCUCCCUCCCACCACCGCCUCCUCCUCCGCUUCCCGCUGGAGGGCCUGCCUCAUCUUCAUCCUCCUCCUCCUCCUCCUGGAUCUCAUCUGCACCCUGCCUCUUCCCUCUCUGCUCCUGCCCCGGUCUCCUCUCCGCCUGCUCCCACCUCCAUCCCGGGGCUGCCCUGGUCCCAGCCUCCCGCGCCCUCCACCCAGGUGCCCUGGUCCUGCACCCCAGAGCAUCCUGCCUGCUGCCUCCCGCACCCCCUCUGGCACCUCCCGCCUCCCAGCCUGGGGAGGAAGGGCGCAGCUGCACCUCCUCUGUGCCUGCCCACCCCGCCGGGCGCCUCUGAGGCCGGGCCGCUCUGCCCUGGUGGGCGCCUCACCUCCUCGCCGCCUCCUCACGUUUCCUCCUUACAGGCUCCUGUCUGCACCCCCUCAGACCUGAGGCUGCACUUGCAGGGGGUGCUUCUCCUGGCCCCUCGCCCGCCCCCAGAGCUGCCGUCCCUGGUUUGUAGCCGAGUGGAGCUGGAGGGAGG
This is a messenger RNA of Ceratotherium simum simum (southern white rhinoceros), 1230 nucleotides long. It is a transcript of the gene KCTD17, whose product is annotated as potassium channel tetramerization domain containing 17. Gene Ontology annotation, molecular function: cullin family protein binding. Gene Ontology annotation, biological process: positive regulation of cilium assembly; proteasome-mediated ubiquitin-dependent protein catabolic process; protein homooligomerization. Gene Ontology annotation, cellular component: Cul3-RING ubiquitin ligase complex; cytoplasm. Lineage: Eukaryota; Metazoa; Chordata; Mammalia; Perissodactyla; Rhinocerotidae. The record is from RefSeq and is a predicted model, not a curated record.